ACUUGAUCUACCAAUAAUUGUAAAUACAAUAAAUGGUAAAAAUAUCCAAGUAAUAAGAAGAGAAAGUUGAAUCUAAAAAAUGGACAAAUUAAAAGUUAAAUGUUACUUUGGACAUUGGCUUCAAUUGAUGCUCUUUAUUUGCCUCUAUUGCGGAUUAACCUACAACUUUUACCUAAUUUAUGACCUACAAAAGCAAGUGUCUUGCCUUGGCUCAUCCAUCGGUACACCUUCAGUGAGCAUAAUAAAUAAUGUGAAAUCUGUAAAGUCGCAUGUUAAGGAUCGAUCCAAACGCUCUUAUCCACUAAUCCAGCCUGUAAAUAAUUUAGUACAUCAAUCAUUGUCAUCCAGUGAACUGUUGAAUGUAACCAAACAGUCAACCGACUCAGUCUACCAGCCAAAACAUGAACACCGUCACCACAAACAUCGAGGUAAACGUAAACCUCAAGAAACAUCUGAAACCAAAGGUGAACCCGGAGUUGAAUUUUACUCAGAGCCACAAACUCAAACUGCUUCACAGGGAUUCGUCUGGUUGACUUCCCAUUCAAGAAUAGCGCUUCCAGUUCUUCAAGAAUAUUGCCUAUCAGCUAAGCAAUACUGUCCAGCUGGUAAUCCGGGUCCACAAGGACUUACAGGAUUUCCUGGUCCAAAAGGUGACAGAGGAGACAAAGGUGAAAAAGGUUAUCAAGGUCCAAAAGGACCAGCUGGACCUCAAGGUCUUCCCGGGUUUGCUGGACCAAAAGGGGAACCAGGUGAAUCUGGCUUGGAUGGACGAGAAGGUCUACCAGGUGAACCGGGUCUUGAUGGGGUUCCAGGACGAGAUGGUGAAGAUGGUAAAGAUGGUCGUGAUGGGCGAGAUGGUAUUCCUGGUACUCCAGGUCAGCCAGGCACAAAUGGAACCAAUGGUUUACCAGGUACUCCGGGUGAGAGAGGAGCUCCAGGGCCUCCUGGUACACCAGGACUUAGAGGACCUGCAGGUAAAAAAGGUGUUGCUGGUAAACCUGGUGAACCUGGACGACCAGGUAUUUCAGCUUGGAAAACAGUCUCAGGAAAUAAUAUCACAGAUGCUUCCAAAAUACUGAUUCCACCAAUAAUGAAUGAUGAAGAGUCUCAUCCAUCAUACCGGGUUCGGGAAGGUGAUAAUGUUGUCAUCGAGUGUAUAGCCAGUGGUCAACCUCGUCCCAUUUAUUCUUGGUAUAAAAAAGAUGGUAAACCAAUUAGGCUGAAAAAUAAUACAUAUGUUGAAGUGUGUGGAGGUAGACUGAAUUUAACCAGAGUAAGACGGGAACAUUCAGGAACAUAUGUUUGUUAUGCUAAUAACGGCAUUCCUCCGCAAGUAUUCAAACAAUACGAUAUAACAGUUGCAUAUCAGCCAUUAAUUACAGUACCAAAAGAUGCUAUUGCUGCAGAAAAUGGUUCGUUUGUUGUACUAGAGUGCCUUGUUGAUGCUUUUCCGACAGCCAUCCAUUAUUGGACCUUUAAAGGAGAUAAAAUAUUAACUGAUUGGAAAAGGAAAAUGUAUCAAAUUGAAAAAUCAGACAACUUAACUCACCUUUUGUUGAACAUAUCACACGUUGAACCAAAUGAUUUAGGCGUUUAUAAAUGUAUAUCAAAAAAUGAAGUCAACACGACUUAUGGGAUUAUUGAGCUUUAUGCCAAUGAUUCAAUCCGUCACAGAGGUCAUGAAGCCCAUGAGAAAAUUUUUGGAAUACCAGAGAUUCCACCAGAAGAUCCUGAAUGUGAAAUAUGCCAAGAAUGUGGUUGUCGACGUAAUGAAACUAUUAAAGCUGAAGAUGUUCAUGGAUUUGAUAAAACGAAAUGGAUUGGACUAAAACCUAGAAAUCAAAAUUGUAUUCAUGGUGGAAGUGUGAUAAAACUUCUGCGAGUUGGUAAACCUUUAUUCAACACUGAACGAAAUGAAAGCUGGGGCUGUUGGAUGCAGGAUCCAGUUUCGGUUAGAGAUGAAGACAAAGAAAAGUAUUGGUUGACAAUUGAUUUGGAGGAAAAACGUGGAUUACUUUAUGAAUAUCCAAAUAAAAUUGCCUUCCGUUCGGAUAACGAUGUGACCAUUCAUAAGCUACGAUACAAUUUCACUGGUAAUUCACAAAUAAUUUACAACAGUUCCUUUUACUACUACUCGGAUCAAAUGAAAAAAUUGGUGAAAUAUGAUUUGAAGAGUAAAGACUUUGCCUACUUGGAGCACUCUUUCACCCAUUCAUUCAAGCAACUUUACUCUCUGGCCCAUAAUCAUUUGGAUUUAAUGGCAGAUGAAAAUGGUCUUUGGGUUAUCUGGCCUAAUCCAGAAAACAACAAUACUAUGGUCAUGAAAUUUGAUGGAUCGACAAUGAAUGUACCUCAAGCUUCAUCCAUCGAGUCUAUAUGGAAUAUUAAACUCGACCAUACAACUCGUGGUGAAAUGUUUAUCAUUUGUGGUGUUUUGUAUUCAGUAGCCAGCAUCUCGGAAACGUAUACAACCAUUGAUGUUGCUUUUGAUCUGUACAACAAUGUUAACCUUAAUGAUUAUCAAGAACCAAUCAAAUUCAUCAAUCCGUUUAAGAAAAAUAUUAUGCUUUCUUACAAUUCAAGAAGUCGUAAAAUUCAUGGCUGGGAUAACAACAAUUUAAUUGAAUAUCCAAUCAUGCUUUCACCAGAAUGAAUAAUGGAUUGCCGAUAACAAAGUAAUUUGCAUGUUUUGCAUCUAAUAAUUUGACCAUUGAAUUAUGAUAUUGUAUUUUUCAUGGUCAUGACCAAUCUCCAACUCUUUACCCAGACGAGGAAAACAAUUGUAAACCUAUUUUAUGGCACUAAACAAGUGAUCUUAAUCUGCCACAGCUAAUUUCACCAAACAACACCAAAUGUUCAACUCGUUACCUUUUAUCCAUCCAAUGUGACAAAAAAUGCUAUCGAGAUGCCAAAGUGAUAAUACCGUUUACAUAUUCAAUUGCUAUUUAUAUACAAGACUCAAUUACAUUUUUUGAAAUAUAUUACAAGAAAAUGAAAGACAAAACGAAGUCUCUUUUGUUAUUGAAAAUGAAACUUGUAAUUAAACAGAUUUUUGCAUCGAUUCUUAUGAUAA
Tetranychus urticae (two-spotted spider mite) is the source of this 3073-nucleotide messenger RNA. RefSeq lists its product as uncharacterized. Lineage: Eukaryota; Metazoa; Arthropoda; Arachnida; Trombidiformes; Tetranychidae. Gene Ontology annotation, biological process: signal transduction. The record is from RefSeq and is a predicted model, not a curated record.